Messenger RNA from Ectocarpus siliculosus, 2589 nucleotides. NCBI's taxonomy places the organism in Eukaryota, Phaeophyceae, Ectocarpales, Ectocarpaceae. The record is from the annotation of a GenBank genome assembly.
AUGGCGGAGGCCCCCAAGGAGCUGGUGAGCUGCUCGAGCGUGGAGGUGGUGUCCGAGGGCGGCACGAUCGACGGCACGGCCGACCUUUGCCUUCAUCCCGUCGAGCAUGCAGACGCAUUGCUCUCGGCGCAGGAGGCGCAGGGCCCAAAGCAUGGCAUCCGAGCGUUUCAGGACGCGAGCAAGGGAGGGAGGAGGCACGUGCUGAUGCUCCCGGUGAACGCGCUCGUGAAGGGACUGAACCAGGUCUCGAUGAACGACCCGCUCCUGGAGGGGUGGAUGGGCGUCAGUCCGGCGGAGCUCGCCAGGCUGCAGGAAGAACUCGACGCAGAGAAGGGCAUCGAGAACCGUCUCCCAAUGCUCACGAGCAGCCUGUCUAAAACCAUCCCCCGGUCGGCGGAGAAAAACAUGAAGGGUCGCGCGGGGAACGGUCCCCUGACACCGGGAUCUCGGGGCUCUCGGGACUCCGGGGGAUCUCGCGACCUUUCGGAGGAUGCCGCUUUUCAGUUCGGGACUCAGGCAGUGUCCAGAAGCCCAACGGUCCAGCGGUCGCCACCCCGAGCGGCCUCAAACCGUUGGAUGCACCAAUUCCUUCCCAGCCGUUUCCGCGACACGGACGUGGAUGUUUCCGAAACGGAUUUGCCAAGGAGGAGAGAGACUACGACCACGGUGAACCCGAUGAUGAACGUCUUCAAGGCACUGGCGGGUGUGGCGUUGGGCGGUGCCGACAUGGAUUCGAGGACUAGGGGACACCCGGGGUUCUGGCCCCCUUACAUCCGGGUGCACACCGCGAACGUGUUGGUGGAAAACGGCGACGCUUUCGUGCACCACGCUUUCAUGAGCCGGGACGUGGACCACCCGUGGUGGUUCUCGAUCAAGGGGAUCGUGAUGCGCAACCGGCACCUGGACGUCAAGGGCCUCUUCUCCCACAGCUACGCCAGCGAGGUGUACAAGAGCCGGACGCAAGUCGUCACCUUCAUCGAGAACUACGUGGAGGACGAAAACGCCGACGAUUUGGAGAGCAUGAUCAAGACCAACAAGAGCCUGUGGGGUCUCUCGAGAGACACCUCGAAGGACUUGGGUCGGGGGAGACGGCUGUCGAUGUUCGCCAUAGAGGAGGUGGACGCGUCCGUCAACAUCGACCCGAUAGACCCGCCCGCGGCCUUCCGGAGGGUUGUGGUUGGCGAGGAGUUCACGGAGGCAGAUGCGUUACUGCCGAGGCCGUUCAGCUCGGUGGACAUCGGGCACUUUCUGACGGUCAUGCAGACGAAGAGCAUUCCGGCGCUGGUGUGCUUCUCGUUGCCCCCGGCUCUGAGGGACGUUAAGGUCUUCCGCGAGAAGCAGGAGCCAAUCAGCAUGGUGCAGUACCUGUCCCAUCCGGUGUUCGCGGAGUACGAGCCCAACAUGCCGAGAGUGGCGUCGGCGCCCGGCCUCGACCAAAGCCGCAAGAGCAUCGUGCGAUCUGCUUCGGCAGUCAGCCCCUCGGCGCGCUCAAAGGGAGUGCGAUGGGCAGACCAGGUGGUCCCCAAGCAGGAGGAGCAGAAGGUGCUGGACGCUUUGGAGUGCCCGAAUUUGGAGGCGUUUCUUGACGAGGUCACGAACCACCGCAAGAGGACGGGGGCCGUGGAGUGGUCGGCCGAAGGUCAAGAGGAAGCGGACUGGAUAGAGGCCGUUCUAGAACAGCUACGGACAGCCAAGAAGACCGCGUCCGGCAUCGCCAAGGCCAGGAACGCCCUCACCAAGAACAAGGCGGCGGCGGCGGCGGAGCAGCGGGGGGGGGGCGACGGGGGAUUCGCGGACAGGAACGUGGAGGAGGUGGAGGAGGCGCUCGCGAAGCUGAGGGAGGUGCCGGAGUGGGUGACGCAGCAGCUGCCGGACCUGCUCCGUCUGCUGGAGGCGUGCCGCCUGUUGUCCAACGACGAUGAGCUGCUGCGGACGUACGAGGAAGAAGCGUUGCCUCUUCACUGGGCGGACGUUGAGAAGCUGGGGAAGUCGGAUACCCUCCACGAUUCGGCUGCUGUCCACGCGGUAUCGUGCUGGGUAAGCGUGAGCCAGGUGUACGCCUGUAUGUCAGCGUUGGCCUCGGGCGGAGGGGCCGGCACCCCCAAUGCGCAAGCACGAGAGGCUGGGCCUUCGACAAUCAAGGUGUACGACGUGGAGAGGCAGGUCCUGACCUUCACCGGUGCGGCGGAAUCGGAGGAGCACUACGCCUUCCACUCCGUCUACAAGAAGACCAGCGAGGGCCUCGUGGUGUACGUCACCAAGGAGCACAAGAACCAGGCGGCGGGGGUCCUGUGGUGCUACCUUAAGGCGAUGGGGGUUCCGGUGAUGAUCUGUCACCUGGCCGAGUGCCUCAUGGACCGCGCCUUGGACUGCCGCUGGGACAACUCCCCCGCCAGCGCCGAGCUGUUCAAGUGCGCGGCUUUGAAGGAAGGCGUCGUGCGCCUGGGGUACAUCGGGGACUUGAGGCCGCUGACCUUCAUCUCGGAGACGGAGCAUGGAAAGCAGCCGCUACCUCAACAAGUUCGAGGACCAUCUCCGACUCCCGAGACUCACCAUCAUUGGCACCGUCAUCGGACACCGGGGAGUUGA